AUGGCCGACCCCUCACCUUCCUUAAAUCGCGCCCAAGCCGAAUGGCAGCGACGAAACUCGACACUAUCAGACUCGCUCUCCGAAGCCCGUAACUCCAUCCGUUCAUCAACAGACGGCCUCUUUCUCCCGCGUGUAACCGAAGAACAGCCCCUAGAGGAAUCGCAUUGGCAUUCAGCACCACUGGGACUCGCCCUACUGCCAGCGAUCGCGGGUAUCUUCUUCCAAAAUGGCAGUUCCUUCGUGACCGACGUGACAUUGCUGGUGCUGGCUGCGAUCUUCCUCAACUGGUCUGUGAGGUUGCCUUGGGAUUGGUAUCGCUCAACCCAAGCAAUCCGCAAAGAAAGUGGUCUUGCCGAUCCAACUACAUUCCACGAUGAAGAGAUCGAAACCCCGGAUUCCCCAGAUCAGCCGCACCACCAACACCAACACCAACGCCAACACCAAAAAUCAGCAGCAGCCGCAAGCAGAGAACUCCAAAUCCAUGAACUAGCCGCCCUAGCCUCCUGCUUCAUCUUCCCAAUGAUAGGAACCUGGCUCCUGCACGGCAUCCGCUCAAGCCUCUCACGCCCCUCGGAAGGCCUAGUAUCAAACUACAACCUAACCAUCUUCCUACUGGCCUCCGAAGUCCGCCCAGUCGCCCACCUCCUAAGACUAGUGCAAUCACGCACAAUCCACCUACAAAGAAUAGUCUCCGACGCAGAAUCCGAUCCGCAUAGCGUCCCAGUAGACCCAAGCACAAUCCAAGAUUUAACAAAACGCCUCGAAGAGCUCGAAGCUCACAUAGCCGAGAGGGCAGCCGCGCGCCUGCAGCCUCAAUCUCAAAAUGCCGGAACUGGAACUGGAAACCUCUCCCCAAAACAACAACCAUCCGACUCCCCUUCCCUCCUAACCCAAUGCAUAACCGAAACCCGCCGCAUCGUCCAACCAGAUAUCGACGCUCUCAACCGCGCAGUGCGCAGAUAUGAAAAGCGCACGGCUCUUUCGACGCUGCAGACUGAUCAGCGGUUACUUGCGCUCGAGACAAAGGCCCAUGAUGCGGUUUCGUUGGCUGCUGCUGCGCAGAGGGCUACGUCGCAGCGGGCUGGGUAUGCUGCUAUCCUGCUUGAAGCUAUUUGUGCUUGUUUUGUUAUUCCUGCGCAGGUUUUCUUGUCGCUUGGUGCUUUCCCUGGGCGGGUUGUUUCUGGUUGUUUAGAUUGUGUUCGGAGAGUGGUUUUGCCUAAAAAGGCUGGGUCUAAAAGGGAAGGGGAGAGGGAAAGGGCCAAGGGAAAGGGUGGAUUGCAGCGGCAGGCUGUUACUGCCGCGCAGAGGAGAUCUGGGAAGGUCAAUGGGUCUGGGGAAGGGAUUUGA
This is a messenger RNA of Penicillium antarcticum, 1347 nucleotides long. RefSeq lists its product as uncharacterized. NCBI's taxonomy places the organism in Eukaryota, Fungi, Ascomycota, Eurotiomycetes, Eurotiales, Aspergillaceae. The record is from RefSeq and is a predicted model, not a curated record. Bases 1 to 1347 code for a protein of 448 amino acids. The transcript has 2 exons.